AAACACAUAAUAUCACACCAAUACUUUGCAUCUUGCACUAUGUCACAAUGGUGGUAGAAAAAGUGCUCUUUCUUUCACAAACCCCUGGAGUCUGUGGUUAUGUGAGGUUGGACUAUCCACGUGGUGCUUGUUGCUGUCUUCCUUGGUGUUGGUGGAGUGGUAACAGUUUAUAGGUGGUGCUGGUUAAUCCUGUUGCCGCUGUGGAAAUCCCAGCAGACCUGUGCUGGCAGUGCCGCACUCUGGAUCUCUACGCCACCGGCAUGCAGAACCACCUGUAGACACGCAGGAUGUUUAACUGGGUGGUGAAAGUGGUCCCCCAACUCCCUGAAGCUCCCGGGACAGAUGAAGCUUUUAAGAUCCCUGAUGCUGACCUCCCCAAAAAUAAAGUGAAGAGUCCUCCACAGAAAAACACAGACGAGGUUUCAGAGGACAGCCAGGCCCAGACUGGAGUUUUAGGCUGGCUGUCCAAUGGGUUUGUCAGCUCCCUGCCUCAACCUUCAGGCUCCCCUCGACUCAGCAGGUCCAACUCUGACGCCAAAUCUGGAGAGGACGGAGAAAGGUCUGGAGUCAUAAACUGGGUCACUCAGGGUCUAACCAAGGUGUUGCCUCAGCCUGAUGAAAAAUACAAAGAGAGAGAGAUUAUCGACACCAGCAAUGACGAACACACUGAGGUCUAUGAGUUAGCAACAAUGCCAGAUUUUGAUCCCCUCCCACACAUCCCAGUGGUGGAGGUAGAGUCAGAGGAUGAGAUGGAGGUAGAGACCCCUCAAUUCCCUCCCAAGGUGGUGAAGUGGAUAAAGCAGAUCAUCCCUCAGCCAGUUAUACUGCCGCCUGGUGCUGUACCCAUUGAACCAUCAAACAAGUCCUCUCGCUCAUCUCUGGACAAAAUUUUGUCUCCACCACCCGAAUCUCUCAGUGGAAUCUCACUGGAUACUGAUAGCAAGGCCACGGGUGUGGUUGGCUGGUUCGUGUCAGGACUGGGCCUGAAGAUGCCUCAGCCUGCCAUUCCACCCAAAGAUGAUUCUGAGAGUCCAGCUGAAGUUCUACAGAAAGUUUCAUCCAAACUCAAACCUGACAUGGUACUAGAAGACGUGGAGUCAGACAACGAGGGCCAGCCGAAACGUGAACAUCAGUCCAAAGCGGCAGCACCGUCCACAUCACUGACUGCACCAUCACUGACAACACACCAACAGCAAGAAGCGACACAGCAGACACAGUCCAAACCACUGCAGUCUCAAAAGUGCGUUGACUCCAACCCAGGACCAGAACGGUCAGAGAGCUUGACAAAAAUAUCUCAGGAAGAUGCUGAGACCCAGACGGGCCGCUGGACUCCGUUCAUUGAAAGCAUCAAGAAGGAGGCCGAAGAUGUGGCUUUGGCUACCAUGGAGGAACGUCUGCUGCAGGAGCGCGUGGAGAUGGCUCGAAUGGCUGAGGAGGUGGCCAGGCAGACAGCUGAGAUGGCCAUCAGACAGAUGACCAGUGAGGGACAGUCCAUCAAACUUUCACUGGGGAGUCAAGACCUGCUGGAGGAGCCUGAAGCUGAAGAGGAACAGAGCCUUGCUGAGGAGAAACAGGAGGAAGAGACUGAGGAAUCUAAGGAACCAGAGCCAAAGGAGGAAGCAGAGCCACAGCAGACUUCCCCCUCUCCACCUCCAAGUCCUGAACCAGUUAAGACCUCUGAGCCUGAGCCAGAACCAGAGCCAGAGCCAGAGCCAGAGCCAAAGUCAGAACCAGAGCCAGAGCCAGAGCCAAAGCCAGAACCAGAGCAAGAACCAGAGACCACGAUCCAGGAAGCCAGUUCAGAAGCUGAGCCUGUAACCAAGCAGCCGCAGAAAGCAGAGAAAGACGAUCGAAGCGCCAACGCUGACAAAGCUGCUCCAGUCAGCUGUGAUGCAUUAAAGAGCUGCCUGAUGCGCAUUCCUCACACCUCUGAGUGCCUCGGCAACAUCAACGCGUUCUUCAAAGAGAACGGCAUCUCCACUCCCAAAAUACCCCCCAUGCCUAAGCUACCCACCCAGCUCUCUGACGUUACCAAAGCUUUUCAACGAUCCCGCAGAAGCUCUCCCAGUUUCCCAGUCGAACGCAGCAGUAUUUCCUCAACGUCCAGAACCGCCUCAACAGCCUUAUGCCUCAAGAUGCCUAAUACACAACAACAACAACAACAACAACAACAACAACAACAGCAAAAACAGAAUCACGACAAGAAUCAGCAAGACAUUGAACUCUACCGGCUCGUCCGACACUCCCCUCUCCCUCCUCCUCACCACCCUCACCUCCGGUCCCGCUCCCCAUCUCCAUCUUCCCCCAACGGUAGCACCCUCGACUUGCCUAAUGUGCCAUCCUACCCACGCCUGCCGCCAAUUGUCGGCCCCCCAUCAAAGCAGCUCAACUCACCAUCCCACAAGCUGUCAGGUCUCUCUAACCCAGCGUUCUUCAUUGAAGAUGACAUUUCAGCAAUAAAACCCACAGAGAGCUCUAGCCUCAGCCUUCGUCCAGCCGUCAAUGUAGAGGAUGUUGAUCAUGAGAGAGGAGGAGGGGUGGAGGAGAGCAAUAACCCCAAAAUCCUCACCCCCCAGGACCCCAAACUUACGACCCUCACUGUCCCUGUGACCCCUUCUGGAGGUCGUCAAAGUAAAGGAGACAAAGACGAUAGGAGGCUGCACUCUCAAAGUGAAGAUGAUGACGAUGAAGCAAGCAUCCCUGUCAGAGCCUGGCCCAGCCAGUCCAGCUUGCACAGCGCAGAUGACAUGCUGAAAGAACGUCCUGCUUCUGCAGCCAGUCAGACCAGUACAGUGGUCAACGAGCGUCUUCAGGAGCUGGUUAAGAUGUUUAAAGAGAGGACGGAGAAGGCAAAGGAGAAACUCAUUGACCCUGACAGCUCAGAUGAAGACAGCAUCAUCCCCUCUCCUCCUCAGACUUCAGCUCCUCAGCCUGCUCCUGGAGGUCAGCCAGUAGACGGGGGAGAGAAGGAGGCACAAGCAGGUCCAUCAGGAGGAGGAGGAGGAGUGGAGGAGAGUAGGGCAGAGGAAGAGCAGUCUAGCGCCUGCUGCAAGGUGAAAACUCCUCGGUGGAUACGCGCCUGUAUGCACUUCCGCUUCCCUGCCAGCAUCGACCCUUUCACCAACCUAAUGUAUGUGCUGUGGAUGUUACUGGUCUCUCUGGCGUGGAACUGGAACGCGUGGUUCAUCCCAGUGCGCUCUGCCUUCCCCUAUCAGACCCCAGACAACAUGUACAUCUGGCUGCUGAUGGACUACCUGUGUGACCUCAUUUACAUCCUGGACAUCAUCAUCUUCCAGCCGCGCUUGCAAUUUAUUCGUGGUGGGGACAUAGUGUGUGACAAAAAAGAGAUGAGAAAGAAUUACAUGAGCACCAAGCGCUUCAAAUUUGAUGUAGCCAGCCUUGUUCCCCUGGAGCUCUUCUAUUUUAAGACUGGUAUCAACACUCUGCUUCGCAUACCCAGGCUGCUGAAGAUUAACUCCUUCUUUGAGUUCAACGAGCGUCUAGAGGCCAUCUUGACCAAAGCCUACAUCUACAGGGUGAUCCGCACCACCACCUAUCUUCUUUACUGUCUCCACUGUAACGCCUGUCUAUACUACUGGUACUCUGCCUUCAUGGGACUAGGAUCGACCAAGUGGCUUUACAAUGGCAGUGGCAACAGUUACAUUCGCUGUUACUACUUUGCGGUGAAAACCCUGAUCACCAUUGGCGGAUUGCCAGAACCCACAACCCUGUUUGAGAUAGUCUUCCAACUCAUCAACUACUUUGUUGGAGUCUUUGUCUUCUCUAUCAUGAUUGGACAGAUGCGUGAUGUGGUUGGUGCAGCCACAGCAGGUCAGACCUACUACCGCACGUGUAUGGACAACACUAUUAAAUACAUGUCCUCCUAUCGCAUCCCCAAAGAUGUCCAGAACCGUGUCAAAAUCUGGUACAACUACACCUGGCAAUCACAAGGCAUGCUGGAUGAGCAGGAGCUACUGACUCAGUUGCCAGAUAAAAUGCGUCUGGACAUUGCUAUAGACGUGAACUACUCCAUCGUCAGCAAAGUCCCUCUUUUUCAGGGUUGUGACAGACAGAUGAUCUUCGACAUGCUGAAAAGCCUACGCUCUGUUGUCUACCUGCCUGGGGAUUAUGUCUGCAAAAAGGGCGAGGUGGGUCGGGAGAUGUACAUCAUAAAGGCAGGGGAGGUGCAGGUGGUUGGAGGACCGGAUGGGAAGACAGUGUUUGUCACUCUCAGAGCAGGUUCAGUCUUUGGAGAGAUCAGUUUGCUUUCAGUAGGAGGAGGUAACAGACGCACAGCAAAUGUAAUCGCCCAUGGCUUUGCCAAUCUCUUCAUCCUGGACAAGAAAGACCUGAAUGAGAUCCUGGUCCACUACCCAGAGUCUAAGAAACUGCUCCGCAAGAAGGCCAGGAAGAUGCUGACCAAGGGAAAGAAACCUGAGCCCAAAGAAGAGGCUAAGGAUCCUCCUCAGGUCCCAGCAGCCCCUGUUAGGCCGGAGACACCCAAACUGCUGAGAGCAGCCUUGGAGAUGACAGAGAGAUCCACUGGACUGAAAGGAGCUCUGGCUAAAGUCAAAGAGAAGACCAACAAGUCCAGCAUCUCAUUACAGCCCUCCAUCUCCUCCUCCCUGCCUCCCCCGUCUCCCACUUCCAGCUACGGACCUGACAGAAACAUGGACACGCCAUCACCCAUCUCUGCAAGCUCCGCAGUGUUUCGCUCUGCUUCCGGUAGCCGCAACAACAACUGCCACAGUGACGCAGACGAAAUGCUCGCCACGGACCAAAGAGAGGAGGGUGUCAGCGAGGCUGGAGGAAACGCGGGUGGGAAGAGGAAGGAAAAGAAGUUGUGAUACUUGUUUAAAGGACAAGGGAAGGAGGAUAACAGUAAGAAAAACAAGUGGCAGUUGUGAAGGAUGGAUGACAAGAGGAGAGGGGAAAUUUGAGUGAUCACAGGGAAAUAAAGAAACACUCACUUUACAGGAGGGGAAUAGGAAUAAAUAAUGCUGAGUAUAUCUGCUAUAAAUUGACAGAAUGGUAGAAUGAUAGAGAGAGGAGGUGCUAUAACAUGUACAAAAAUCAGCCUGAUCUGCUAAAACUGACAGCUUCAUUGCAAAAAUAUCAAGGUAGUACUGUUUACCAUUCUGACCCACAACACACUUUUUAUGCAUUAUAGCCUUAUAGCCUACAUUACACUGUCUAGCUGUAAUGAACCUGUAAACCUAAAUAGCUGGAAUGUCAUGUUUGUGUCAAAUAUCAUCAACAUAGCAUUAGCUCUUGUAGGGCGAGCCAUGUUUUAUAAUAACUACAUCUCGGGGGCGUCACAGUCUUUCCCUGUCUUUUUCAAGAGUUCAUUUUUGUUUUCCCAUUGCUUCUGCAAUUUAUUAUUAAUCUCGUUAUUAGGUUGUCUAACGUACGGUAGGAGCAAGCCAUUCCUCGCAUCGUUACCUCUUCAGAAUUCAAGCACAUUUUCAUCGUCUACACUGAGUUUACUGCAUUCAAUGUAGCUGAUGAAGAUGAGUGAAUUUUGUGUAGGAUGGCAUAGUUAAGCCAUAACAGAUAACUCAGAUCAGUCAUUUCUACAGAACUGAACUUCUUUCUAAAACAUUCACAAAGUGUUUUUGCUGUUGUUGUCUGCAAACUGUUUACAGAUUCUUUUGUAAACUUGAAAGUACAAUUUGCCUUAUAUGUUUUGUCAUUUACCUUUGUGUCGUGUUGGUGUGAGUAGCUUGCACUGCUGAUGUUUCUACAAGCGGAUCUGAAAAACAGUACAGACCUAGUAAAGCUGUAUUUAAGGUUGUAACAACAUGAUCAUCUAGUCUUCCAUCAUAAGAUAUGUUACAAAUAGGUCAUAAAGUCUUCAGUUUGUCUUUGACCAUCAUAACUUUAAGCAUAGCAAGCUCAAACAUCACCUAGCCAUCAACACUGGAUUUUACAUGCUAAUACAUACUGUCAACUUAAAAAUGUACAUUUUUAUGUUCAUGUUUUCUUUUAUGUUUGUUUUGUACAAUAAUGUAAAUAUAUUUGUUUUUUGAGAAUUAGCUGAAUCACAUUUUAAUUUUCCUGUUAAUGUAAAAUCACUGUACUGCUUCACAGCAUCAUGACAUGUACAUGUGCAUUUUAAUAACGCUAAAUGUUUAGUUUGUGCUGUAAAUGUUUUUAGGACUCAGUCAUGAUGUAAGAAUUAUGAAUUAAGAUGGGACCAUAAACCAGCUAAUCAUACUGCCAGAUAAUUUGUAGAAAGGACUAUUAUUGUUGUCUUGUUUUAUUUCAUUUAUGGUUUUGUGUGUGUGUGU
This is a messenger RNA of Micropterus dolomieu (smallmouth bass), 6290 nucleotides long. RefSeq names its product cyclic nucleotide-gated cation channel beta-1-like. The coding region runs from base 288 to 4847 and encodes 1519 amino acids. Gene Ontology annotation, biological process: retina homeostasis; monoatomic cation transmembrane transport. The transcript has 39 exons. Gene Ontology annotation, molecular function: cGMP binding; protein-containing complex binding; intracellularly cAMP-activated cation channel activity. NCBI's taxonomy places the organism in Eukaryota, Metazoa, Chordata, Actinopteri, Centrarchiformes, Centrarchidae. Gene Ontology annotation, cellular component: intracellular cyclic nucleotide activated cation channel complex; plasma membrane; photoreceptor outer segment. The record is from RefSeq and is a predicted model, not a curated record.